This is a messenger RNA of Opisthorchis viverrini, 1711 nucleotides long. RefSeq lists its product as hypothetical. The transcript is spliced from 5 exons. The record is from RefSeq and is a predicted model, not a curated record. Bases 16 to 1356 code for a protein of 446 amino acids. NCBI's taxonomy places the organism in Eukaryota, Metazoa, Platyhelminthes, Trematoda, Opisthorchiida, Opisthorchiidae.
AUAUUUUCGGAUACUAUGGUCAAAAAGGUAUCCAUUCUGGAAAGUUUCUCUACGGUGGAUGGUGGACGCGCAAAAGAGCUUCAACUUGCAGAUAAGAAAAAAAAUCCCCGACGGACUGUUACUCAUUCCUCGUCUGCCGAGCAAUACCUGGAGAAUCUUUGGGGUGCGGAUGCGGUUAAUUAUUUUUUUAACCCAACUUUUACACCAACGGGAAAAACAUCAUCAGCCGAAGAGAAAGCAACGAGAAUCGCUCCCUUCGACCAGUUAACUAUCGGUGGUUAUCCAAAUGGAUUGCUACACGGGUCAAGGGUCCCAUUCCAUCCGGAAUUGAAGCCCUGGUUGCUUCACCCGAUAGAACCUGAACUUAUAAGGAGGCGAAAGUCAGAGUGUGCUCGUCGUCCAAGCUUGGCUCUUCUAACAUCAGAACGACGGAUGAGCGUUCUCAAACCUGUUGGUGUCUCAGGUUUAAUUGACACCUUGAGGCUGCAUGCUGGAGUGAAUCCUGGUGCCACAAAUGUGUGGGAGGUUCUGAGAAGUCGAUCCUAUAAACUGCUACAAAAGUUGGAGAAAGCUGACGAGAAAUCUAAUGAAACGUUUGCCGUUUUCACAAGAGAAUAUGCGCUCUCAGAACGGAAAAAGCCUCCACUGUGCGACUUUAUCCGAACGAACACGUCUGGUCAUCUGGCACAAACAAUGAGGCAUUUGAAAGCACAUGGGGCGGAAAAACAGUUUCGUAAAACAAAAGCCAUGGUGGCAUGGACUGAACGCAACCAGGAGCACCUCAAAAUGGUACUACAACAGCACGAUAUCAGAGACAAGCUGGAGAGAUGCAAAUUAGAGAACAGAAUGGAGCGCCACGACAGUGACGCAAAAAAACGCGAGUCCAAAACAGGGGUAGUCACUCCAGCGGAAGGGCCUACAGUUUUUCAACAAACUGGAGGUCCAGGAAUCCAACUUGCCUCUAAACCUACGGUGGAUGACUUUCUUCCUGAAAACUGGAGUGACACAUCGAUACAGAAAACAAAUCGCAUGAUAGACAAUCGUCUGGUGUCAAAGCUCAACUCUGUCAGAACCGGGGCCAAGACAGAAGAGAAAUGCAUGUGCGUUGAAAAAUUUUCCCAGAAGCUACAAUAUUUGAAAUGCCACAAGACUCUAUCAGGAGGAAAAAACAUCUUCACAAAAGGGGAAGAAGUAUCAAUGUCGUCCGCUUCUGACGUUUUGGCGAGGACGCAGUCAAAGAAAAUUCAAACCCUGGGCGCAUUCCCUGAUGAUACCACGGUGGAACCGUUAUGUUGGUCACAGCUUAUUGAACAACAAACACAAGCGAAGCAACAAGACGAAUGCGAGAAAAGUUGACGGAUAAAAAAUUUUGUUAUACAUAUUUUUCAAUUUUGGGCUCAUUCGAUGUUUGAAACGCACUUCUAGAGUCUCACAAUUUGUGUAAAAGGACGCGUACUUUCAUCUUUGAUUAGUUACGCUUUAAACUCUCUUUCAAAGCUAUGCCAAGUCAAGAUUACAUCCUCUUUGGACAGACAUUGCUCGUAAAUCUAUGUUCCCUUUUGUAGCGACUUUAUAUUCAUUUACCAUUAAGCUGUUCACGCAUGCGCAAGAGUUUUGAUUCUUCUACAAGGUCAACUCUCCGACCUUUUUAACUGUAAAUUCUCGUCUUACUAGAGUUUAUUCCAACUAAUUUUGUUUCAUUCACUCACGU